AUGAAGUCAUUCCUAGCUUUGAGGCCAGUAUUGUUUAAAAGGGAACUGCUGCUUGCUGCUGCAAGCAACCGUGGGAGGUCUUUUGCACUGUGCACUGCCGCUGCCACCACCAGUCAAAAGAGAGUCAAGCUCAGUGUGAGAGGGUACAGUACGAAGAAGAGUGUGAGUGUUGGGGGUGGUGGGCUCAAGGUGGAGGUUGAGGGGGGGAGGAAGAAGAGGGAGAGUUUGGACAACUGCCGGUGCGCGAGCUGCAUUAAUCAGGAUACGAGGCAGAGGAAUUUCAAUACUUUUGCGAUUCCUGCGGAUAUCAAACCUGAGAGUGUUAGCUCGACGGCGGAGGGGGUUGCUGUCAAGUGGUCCGACGGCCAUGAGAGCAACUAUGACUGGGACUUCAUCCAGCACUACGUGAAGGAGGACAAGAGGGACAGAAGCGUCACCCAGGACCAGCACUACUGGGGCGCGGAAAUAGCCUCCAACCCACCCACCAUCUCCUACAACGAAGUGAUGAACUCUGACCAAGGCGUGGCCGACCUCACAGCAAAGAUCCAAAAAUACGGCUUCUCCUUCAUCUCCUCCACCCCCUCCCACGACCCGGACCUAACCCGCCAGGUCCUCGAGCGCAUCGCCUUCAUCCGCCUGACCCACUACGGCGGCUUCUACGACUUCAUCCCCGACCUCGCCAUGGCCGACACGGCCUACACCAACCUCGCCCUCCCCGCCCACACGGACAACACUUACUUCACCGAUCCCUCCGGCCUCCAAGCGUUCCACCUCCUCUCUCACACCCCUCCCCCGGGUGUUUCUGCCGAGACCGUCCAGGGCGGUGCUUCCUUGUUGGUGGACGGUUUCAACGCCGCCAAGGUGUUGAAAAAGGAGGACCCAAAGGCGUAUGAGAUUUUGACUCAAGUCCGACUGCCCUGGCAUGCGAGCGGGAACGCGGGGAUUACGAUCACCCCGGAUAGGUUGUAUCCCGUGUUGGAGGUGGUGGAUGGGGAGCUGGGGAGGGUGAGGUGGAAUAAUGAUGAUAGGGGGGUUGUGCCGUUUGGGGAGGGGUAUACUCCCGAGGAGUGGUAUGGGGCGGCGAGGAAGUGGGAUGAGAUGCUGAGGAGGAGGGAGAGUGAGUAUUGGGUGCAGUUGACGCCGGGGAGGGUGCUUGUGUUUGACAACUGGAGGGUUAUGCAUGGGAGGAGUGCGUUUGAGGGGAUUAGGAGGAUUUGUGGGGCUUAUAUCAACAGAGACGAUUGGAUCUCGAGAUGGAGAAACACCAACUUUGACAGGAAGAAGGUGUUGGACAGUGUAAUCGGGUAG
This is a messenger RNA of Podospora pseudocomata, 1308 nucleotides long. RefSeq names its product Cytochrome B translational activator protein cbs1, mitochondrial (gene CBS1). Bases 1 to 1308 code for a protein of 435 amino acids. The record is from RefSeq and is a predicted model, not a curated record. Gene Ontology annotation, biological process: carnitine biosynthetic process. Lineage: Eukaryota; Fungi; Ascomycota; Sordariomycetes; Sordariales; Podosporaceae. Gene Ontology annotation, cellular component: mitochondrion. Gene Ontology annotation, molecular function: trimethyllysine dioxygenase activity; iron ion binding. The transcript has 9 exons.